Messenger RNA from Chlamydomonas reinhardtii, 4503 nucleotides. RefSeq lists its product as uncharacterized. The record is from RefSeq and is a predicted model, not a curated record. NCBI's taxonomy places the organism in Eukaryota, Viridiplantae, Chlorophyta, Chlorophyceae, Chlamydomonadales, Chlamydomonadaceae. The coding region runs from base 99 to 3239 and encodes 1046 amino acids. Gene Ontology annotation, biological process: protein import into chloroplast stroma. Gene Ontology annotation, cellular component: TOC-TIC supercomplex I. The transcript has 31 exons.
GGAACCCAGGACUAACUGGGCAUCGCCCUUGACUUGACUGCUUUACUUGCACACACGCCGUCAAGCAUUUAGCUUAGGUUAGCAGCUCCGUCGCAGCCAUGCAGACCAGCAGGGCCUCUAUGGCCCGCAACCAGCCCGCUCGGCUUAUGCCGGGCGCGCCGGUGCGCGGACCCCUGUCUCUGCGCCCUAUGCGCCCGGUGAAGGCUGCUGCCCCCGUCGAGGAGGUUCAGGAGCAAGCCGCCCUGACCUUCAUGGAGGAGGAGCCGGUGCCGAAGGCGUUCCCCUACCCGCUGCCGAAGGACGGCACUCAGCAGUUCCUGUCGGGCAUCCCUCUGCCCCUGCUCUACCCCGGCUUCCUUGCCGCUAUUGGCGCUGCUGGCCUGGCUGGAUCGGUUGUGGGUCGCGCUGCCCCGGUUGACCCCGGCGUGAAGGAGGUGGCCUCCUACGGCGUGGCCGCCGUCGCCGCCGCCGCGACCGCCUACGGUGCCGUACAGGCCAAGCGUAAGCGCGACUCGGUGGCGGUUGUGGAUCUGUACAACGCCAUCGUGGAGCUGCCGGACGCUACCGACCUCACGCCGCAGACCGUGGCGGACGUUGGCUCCAAGUACGGCAUCAACUUCCAGAAGGACGAGCUGGACGGGCUGAAGCGCAUCUACGGCCAAUUCCUGGAGUCCGUGAUCCCCACCGGCGACACGCAGCUCAAGGGCGACGAGGCCAUUAAGGUGGCUGCGUUCAAGGACAUCCUGGGCCUGGCCGACGAGGACGCCGCGCCCGUGCACAUCGAGGUCGGCCGCCGCAUGAUGCGCGAGGGCUUUGAGACCAAGGACCGCAACGCCGUGUUCGAGAAGCGCAAGGCCUUCCAGCGCCUGAUCUACGUGAGCCAGGUGGUGUUUGGCGACCAGAAGGCCGCCUUCCUGCUGCCCUGGCGCCGCACCUUCAACCUCAACGAUGCGCAGAUCUUCGUGGCCCGCCGCGACAACGCCCGCGCCAUCUUCCGCCAGUUCCUGGAGGCCCGCGGCGGCGCCCUGCCCGCCGACAGGCACUUCCUGCGCGAGCUGCGUGAGAAGCAGACCGCCAUCAAGCUGUUCGACGAGACCGCCGCGGAGGUGGUCAAGGAGGCCGCGCGCAAGACCGUGGAGGCUCACCUGUCCAAGGCCGUGGAGCUGUCCAAGGCCACGGGCAAGAUGCGCGACGUCGCCUCGCUGGUGGCUGAGGUGGACGCACUGCUCGAGUACGAGCGCAAGCUGGUCCGGUACGGCUCCGAGGACGACCUGGUGUCUGGUCUGGGUCUGGUCACCAUCCACGGCGGCGCGCUGGACGUGGAGGGCAAGGGCCGCGACAUGAAGGACGUGUUCCGUGCAUGGCUGGAGGAGAAGCUGAACCAGGCGGGCGAGUUCAGCGCCGCGCUGGACGCGGAAGCCGCCGAGCUGGCCACCGUCAUGUGCAUGGGCGCCAAGGAGACGCAGGGUCUGCGUGACGAGGUGUCUGCCAAGCUGUACCGCCGCCUGCUCAAGGAGGAGGUCACCAGCGGCCGCCUGGACGCCGCGGGCAGCCCCGCCUCGGUGCUGCAGCAGCUGUGCGACAAGGUCCGCUUCCGGCCCGAGGCGGCGCUGGAGCUGCACCGGCAGCUGUACAAGGCCAAGAUGGCCAGCCUGCUGGAGUCGCGGCGCGGGCGCGGCGGCCUCACGGACGCGGACGCCGAGGACCUGAAGCGCAUCCGCCGCAUCCUGUGCCUGCCCGCCGACGUGGCCAAGAAGGUCCAGCUGGAGACUGCUGGCAAGGACUUUGAGGAGCUGAUUGGCGAGAUCUACCUGGCGGGCGCCAAGCCGCUGGGCGCCUACGAGGCGGACCGCGUGGAGGCGGCGCUGAAGGAGCUGCGGCUGGACAGCGAGGUGGCGGUGGACGUCAUGGCGCGGAUCACGCGCGAGCGCUUCCGCGGCUACGUGAGCCAGGCCCAGAAGGAGGGCAACCGCGACCGCAAGGAGUUUGCCAGCGCCAUCAAGAAGCUGCUGCAGUUCAACGCGCUCAUGGUGACCCCGCUGCUGGACAAGGUGAAGGGCGUGGACGCCGCCAAGAAGGAGCUGGCGGAGAUGCUCAUGAAGGCGGCGGAGGAGGCCAAGAAGGAGGAGGCCGCCGAGGCCGCCGCCGCCGCUGGCGAGAAGCCGGCCGAGGCCAAGCCCGAGGAGCCCAAGGAGGACGCCGUCACGCAGGUGCGCAAGUCCAUUCAGGCCACUCGCGGCGAGUACACGGAGGAGGAGCGCAAGGCGCAGAAGGAGAUCUCGCUCAAGGAUGACCUGGAGCCGGCCAUGCGUGGCGAGAUCUACAAGAACUACCUCAUGUACAGCAUGAGCGGCGACGUGGUGGAGCUGCCCGUGGGCGGCGUCAUCCGGAAAAAGAGCAACGCGCAGGCCCGCCAGGCCGAGAUGCAGCGCCUGAACUCUCUGGCGGACGUGCUGGGCAUGAGCCAGCAGGAGGUCAUGUCGGCGCAGUCGGACCUGGCGGAGCAGGCCUACAAGGCGCAGGCGUCAGAGGUGAUGCGCAGCGGCCCUCUGAACGAGGAGAAGAUCCAGUACCUGGACGAGAUGCGCACACAGCUGGGCCUGACCAAGGAGACCGGCGACAAGGUGCUCAAGACGGCCCGCCUUGAGGUGUACGGCAGCAGCAGCGCGGCGGAGGACGGCAAGUGGUCCAUUGACCGCGUGCUGGAGCUGCACAAGACGGGCGGCAGUGUGGACCAGCUGCUGGAGGAGGUGACCCGCCGCAACCUGUUCCGCAAGGAGGUCAUCAAGAAGGUCACGGACGGCUCGGGCGAGACGGACGUGUCGUACUUCAAGGAGCUGCUGCCCGCGGCGCUGCAGCUGCCCGAGAACAAGAUCCGCAUCAUCGUGAAGGAGGAGGUGUCGACCCGCAAGCGCAUGCUGCUGGUGCAGGCCGUGUCGCAGUUCCGCCAGCGCCGCGUGAACGAGGCGGUGGUGUCGCUGCAGAACCUGCUCAGCUGCCUGGCGCUCAUGCCCGAGGACAAGCCCAUGCCGUGGAAGGAGCGCAGCGAGCUGCAGGAGGUGUUUGGCCUGUACUGCGCCAAGGAGGAGAGCGAGGCCAAGCGCACGGCGCUGCGCCACGCGCUGGGGCUGACGGAGGCGGAGGCCUCCGAGAUCGCCGUCACCGCCUCCCUGGACGAGGCGGCAGGCGGGCCCAAGAGGUCCGGCGGCCUGGCGGACGACGACGAGGACUUCUUCUAAGCGGCUCGGAUGGCCUCAGAAGACUCCUUCUGAGCAGCAGCUGGAAGGUGUUCGGGAGGCGCGGGAGGGCGUAUGGAAGGGCGGGAGCGGCGCGGCGCGGCGCGGCUACGCGAAGAGGCCGGCGCCGCUGCCGCCGCUGUUUCUGCCGGGGUAGAGCGGCUUGGGGCUGGGAGCUUAGUAGGGCUUGCCGGGGUCGUCCGGCGGCAGGGAUGCGUGCGGCGGAGGAGGAUGGCACGGCAGGCGGGCGGCGGCGGCGGCGCAGCGAUGCGUGGCGGCGCUGCAGCAGGCGGCGGCGUUGGUGGCUGUCGUGCGGCCGUGCGGCGGCGGGCGGACCUUGACUGACCACAGUUGGCGCGUGUUGACCUCCCAGCAACAGCACGCUUGUUGGGGAAUGCAUGGCGGGCGGGCGGGCGGGCAUGGACAGACCGCAUGCUUUAGUCAUUCAGCCAGCCAGUCAGUUGCGACAAUGACCAAGUGACAACAGCGGGAAAACAUAACUCGUGUGCGCGUUUUGGUUUGUUGCUGACCUUGAAGCUGCGUACGGUGUGCGUGCUGGGGCAGCGUUAGCAAUUGCGGCGGUUGCUCGGGCGGUUGUCCGGAGCUUUAGGUGCUUUUGCGCGGGGCUGGGCCGAGAGGGUCGUUUCCUGCGCGCACCCGACACGGCUGUGCGGCUUUUCCGUGAUGGGUGAUCCUAGAAUUGGGCGACGAGCAAGCAACAUAGCGCCAGAAAUGGCUGCGCGAAAGGACGACGACGGACAUUGAGAGUGUGCGGGAGCGGUGUGUGUGCUCGCGUGUGUGGUGGGUAGAGCUAGGAACACAGGACAGGCGUUCGUGCGUGUGUGUGGUGCACUGUGCGCGAGCGGGCCUCGUUGUUGCACUGAGCGGAGUAUGACUUGACGCGUGGCAAGUGCGGUUUGCAUGCGGUGCCCGAAAGAGCGCAGGCGCCGUCGCGUCGCUGCCCGCUUUUCGCGCUGGUCAGCGAACGCGGGCCUCGGGCAAGAGAGCUGGACACAUGCUUGCUAGGUGCAUCAGUGCAUUCGGGAGCCUGUAAACAAGAACAAAUUAAAUCAUGUGACAUGGUGUCUGAGGUUGCUGCAUGCCACGGGCAGGCUCGUGCACGUCUCUAGACUGGGAGCCUGGGACUGGGACCACGGGAAUGCGGGAAAGGCUGGAGGCACUGAAUACGUGGCCUUGCAGCUGCAGAUGGAUCGGAGCUGCCUUGGCUGUGGUUUGAGCGCAGCGUAGGCCUGAAACCUGCAGUCCU